AUGCGACGAGGCGGAUGGCCGAUCAGGAAGAGUUCGCAGAGCAGUUUCGAGCUCGACUUUGGCACCUCGCCGGCGGGAUGUUACUGGAAGAGAGCGAUACGGGAGAUUACAAACGAUCAUUUCAUCGACGACAGAGAGCUUUUCAGAUCGAUGAUGGCCGAGGAGGAGAUUGGGAAAACCCAAGAUUCUGUAGAAGUGAACAAAAUCAAGAAACGCGUUUUUGAGGAGGCGAUUGAUGAGUUCCGGAAAGUGUUUGGUGAGGUGAAGAUCGAAGAGUUGAGGGCCGGUAUCUCGCCUGGUCGCGUGAAUUUGAUUGGCGAUCAUGUCGACUAUGUGGAUGGAUUUGUAUUGCCAAUUGCUUUACCUCUCUACACGAUCGCCGUUGCUCGUCCCGUCAAGUCGAUCAACCAAAAUUUUACCCAAAUUCAUUCAACUCAUUUCAAAGAAACUGCCAAAUUCUAUCACUAUAAGGAAGACGAUGAUGCGGAGAAUAGGCUCCAAAAAUGGGCUCACUACGCGGAGGGGAUUUUUGAGUUGCAUCGACCGAAUCAACCAUUGGAUGUCAUUUUGCACACAAAUAUUCCAGUGGGCGCCGGAUUGAGUUCAUCAGCUUCAGUCGAAUUGGCACUCUACUAUCUCUUUGAUCAGUUCAAUGAUGUGCACUUGAGCACCGAGAAAAUCGCGAUGUUAUGCCAAAAGGCGGAGCACGAGUACGCGGGUGUUCCUUGCGGGAUUAUGGAUCAAUUCGUUUGCUCUCUCGCACAUGUCGGACAUGCUCUCAAAAUUGAUUGCUCAAAUCUUGCCUACGAUCGAAUCCCACUUGCCAUCUCCAGAGACGCCUCAUUUAUCGUUGUUGAUUCUGGAGUGAAACACGCGCUAGCCUCUGGAGAAUACGCAAAGAGACGCGCCGCCGUCGAGCAAACGCUUCAAGUCAUAAUGGGUGCCAGAUCAUGGAGAGAUGUGACCGAGGCUCAUCUCGCUGAGUAUUCUCCUGAACUCUCACAAGAAGAAAGAAAUUGUGCAAAACAUGUUGUUGGAGAGAUUUCGAGAACUAAUCAGGCUUCCGAGGCUCUCCUCGACAACAACAUCAAACUGUUUGGGGAAUUGAUGUGGGAGAGUCACGAAUCAUUAAAAAACCUCUACCGGGUAUCCUGUAUUGAAUUGGACAAAUUGGUGGACAUUGCAAAAAGUUGUGAAGGCGUUUGGGGAGCGCGGAUGACCGGUGGUGGCUUUGGUGGCUGCAUUGUGGCGCUGGUGAAAAACUCGAAGAUCAACGAGUUCAAGAAAAGUAUUGAGGAAAACUACUCAGGACGGCCGCGUUUCUUCGACGGUCACCCAGUGAAUGGAGGCCAAAUUUUAGAUAUUGCCGAAUUAUUGAAAAAU
Molecule: messenger RNA, 1383 nt
Organism: Mesorhabditis belari
Lineage: Eukaryota; Metazoa; Nematoda; Chromadorea; Rhabditida; Rhabditidae
Source: the annotation of a GenBank genome assembly